This is a messenger RNA of Kuraishia capsulata CBS 1993, 675 nucleotides long. RefSeq lists its product as uncharacterized. The record is from RefSeq and is a predicted model, not a curated record. The transcript has a single exon. Gene Ontology annotation, molecular function: damaged DNA binding. Gene Ontology annotation, biological process: nucleotide-excision repair involved in interstrand cross-link repair; nucleotide-excision repair, DNA damage recognition; base-excision repair. Gene Ontology annotation, cellular component: nucleotide-excision repair factor 1 complex. Lineage: Eukaryota; Fungi; Ascomycota; Pichiomycetes; Pichiales; Pichiaceae. Bases 1 to 675 code for a protein of 224 amino acids.
AUGCAAGAUUCUUUUGGUGGUUUCAUUAGUGAGGACAUUGUGGGUGCAAAUGGCAAGAAAACUCUUGAGGAAUGGCAGCUCGAACAGGCCCAGAAGGUAGUUCAUGAGCCAGCUCCACCAAUAGAUCCGAGUUCUGCUCCGAAGUGCUUUGAGUGCGGUUCGGUAGAGAUUGACCGUAAGGUUUUUGACGUAUUUGGAACACGAGUUUGCAAACGGUGCAAGGAGUUAAAGCCUGAAAAAUAUUCGCUUCUCACGAAGACCGAAUGUCGCGAAGACUAUUUUCUGACAGACCCCGAAUUGAAAGACGAGUCACUUCUCAAGAGAAUCGAGAAGGCAAAUCCAUAUUCAGGAACGUACUCGAGAAUGUUGCUGUUUAUGAGAUAUCAGGUGGAAGAGUUUGCGUUCAAGAAGUGGGGAGGAGAAGAGGGCCUCGACGCUGAAUGGGAGAGGCGUGAGAAGCUCAGGAUCAAGCGCAGAGACACAAAGUUUGAGAAAAAUCUCAGAGAGAUCAGAAGGAAGACGAGAGCUGAGCAGAUCACCAGACGGCACAGAGAAAGGAACGGUGGUCUACGACAUGAGCAUGAAUGGUCCCAGCCACUAGAGAGUGGAACCGAGGGAAUGAUCAAACGAAGGUGUACAGACUGCGGCAUGGAGACCGAGGAGUUUCUGUUAUGA